Xenopus laevis (African clawed frog) is the source of this 4351-nucleotide messenger RNA. RefSeq names its product NIMA-related kinase 1 L homeolog (gene nek1.L). The record is from RefSeq and is a predicted model, not a curated record. The coding region runs from base 173 to 4132 and encodes 1319 amino acids. Gene Ontology annotation, molecular function: protein kinase activity; ATP binding; transferase activity. NCBI's taxonomy places the organism in Eukaryota, Metazoa, Chordata, Amphibia, Anura, Pipidae. The transcript has 34 exons.
UGGCGAUGCUGUGACGAUAUUUGUGUGCGCCAAAUGGUGGCGGCCCCGCUGCCCAGCAACAACUAACAUCACACAGCGGGCCGGCCAGCCAGGGGGCAGUGACAGGGCGCAGUGCGUUCCAGCAUCCCACCAAGAGUCCUGCGGGCAGAGCCAUGCCGUAGGGGCCCUGACCAUGAACAAGUACGUGAGAGUCAGCAAGAUCGGAGAAGGUUCCUUUGGAAAGGCCAUUCUGGUGAAAUCUAAGGAGGAUGGCACGCAAUAUGUCAUCAAAGAGAUCGGCAUCUCCAAGAUGUCAAGCAAGGAGAGGGAGGAAUCCAGGAGGGAAGUUGCUGUGUUGGCAAACAUGAAGCAUCCGAAUAUUGUCCAAUACCAAGAAUCAUUUGAAGAAAAUGGAUGUCUUUACAUUGUGAUGGAUUAUUGUGAAGGAGGGGACCUAUAUAAAAGAAUAAAUUCACAGAAAGGGGUUUUGUUCUCAGAAGAUCAGAUUAUGGACUGGUUUGUGCAACUGUGCCUGGCUCUGAAGCAUGUACAUGACAGGAAAAUUCUACAUCGGGACAUUAAGUCCCAGAAUAUCUUUCUAACAAAGGGUGGUACAAUACAGCUGGGUGAUUUUGGAAUAGCACGGGUGCUAAACAGCACUGUAGAGCUUGCUCGCACCUGUAUAGGAACUCCAUACUAUCUUUCUCCUGAGAUAUGUGAAAAUAGGCCGUAUAACAACAAAAGCGAUAUUUGGGCACUAGGCUGUGUUUUGUAUGAAAUGUGCACCCUCAAGCAUGCGUUUGAAGCGGGUAACAUGAAGAACUUGGUACUGAAAAUAAUCCGAGGCUCCUAUCCCCCUGUGUCUGUACAUUAUUCUUAUGACCUACGCAGUCUGCUCUCAAUACUUUUUAAGAGGAAUCCUAGGGAUCGUCCAUCCGUCAACUCCAUAUUGGAGAAGCCUUUUAUAUAUAGACGUAUUGAAAAGUUUUUGUCACCACAGCUUAUUGCCAAUGAGUUUGGUCUGGGAGCCUUUGUGAAUCACCCCAAACCAGGGAUCCAUGCUGCAGCAGCCAAAAGACCAGCUCCAGCACAAGUGGUUACUCCUGCUUCACCUCCAGCUCACAAAAUCACAAAACCUGCAGCUAAAUAUGGAGUGCCUUUAACCAUAAAAAAAUCUGCGGAUGCUGCAAAGAAGCAUCAUGAAAAAAAGCCCCAGAUGAGACACAGACAGGCCCCAGCAAUGCCACUGAAGAAAGUGAAUCCUGUAGACGAAAGGAGGAAAAUGUUUGAGGAAGGGACUAAGAAAAAAAGGAUGGAUGUCAGACAACUGGAGAAGGAAAAAAGACAGCGGGAACAGAUAAGUCUGCUAAGGGCUGAACAGAUGAGGAGACUGGAAAAGGAAAGGCUGGAGCGAAUAAAUCGUGCACGAGAGCAAGGCUGGAGGAAUGUAAUCAGCUCAGGAGGAAGCGGAGAUAGUAAGGCACCUUAUUUUGGUGGUGGGGGAGGUGUAGCGCCCCCACAAGGCAUGGGGCGUGGUCCCUAUGAACAUUACCAUUCCAUUUUUGAUCAGAUGCAGCAGCAGAAGGAAAACAUCAAGGCAGCAGUGGAAAAAGAGGUGAAACUGAAGGCAGAGAUCCAAAAUCCUGACCCUUCUAGCAGAGUUCCUAUGCAUCAAGAAGCAGCAAAUUGCCCUUCAGUCCAUUUUCCAUUCCCAGACGGUGACGCAGUGAGAAGGGAACUUAAGAGACUGCAGGAAGUACACAAUCAAGCCGUUGACAACAGGCUUCAAGGACAUGUUUCUGCAGAAAAGGCAAGACAAGUUGAAGAGUUUUUGCAGCGGAAGUGUGAAGCAAUGCAAAAUAAGGCUCGUGCAGAGGGACAUAUGGACGCAGUGCACAAGCUGUCAGCUAUCUAUGGAGGCAGGCCAAAUUCUGCAGGAGGAGGCAAGGCACGCAACAGAGAAGAAAAGGAGUAUUUAGCAAGACUUAGGCAGAUCAGACUCCAGAAUUUUAAUGAGCGACAGCAAAUCAAAGCCAAGCUGAGAGGGGAAAAGGGGGGUGAAGAUGACACAUGUAGCAAGGAAAGCAGCGAGGAAGCUGAGCUAAGAAGAAAGAAAAUUGAAGCUUUGAAGGCUCAAGCAAAUGCUAGAGCUGCUUUAAUAAAAGAAGAACUUGAGAGGAAGAGGAGAGAAGCAGAUGAAAGAGAGAAGAGAGCAUGGGAAGAGCAUCUGGCAGCCCGAGGGUUAAAAAAUCCAAAUGUGCCUUGUAAUGCAGCUGGGGCAACACCCGGCUCCCCCAAACACGCACAUCUUGAUGUUGGGGGAUCACCUGUACGAGGACAGCCUCAUGCGAAACCCAGCACACCUGCCAUAUCUAUGACUUCGGCACUAAAGAAUGUUGGGGCUGAAGGUGAAGAUACAAAUAUCAGGGAUCUGACGGAGGACUCCAUAACAUCAGAAACCUCAGUACAAAAUGAAAAACGGGAAAUACUCCGUCGAUUAAAUCAUAACCUGAAAGCUCAGGAAGAAACAGAGCCCACAAACCAUCCAAUAGAGGAAAAUGGAGUGCAAGCCAGUGGCCAGGCACAACAGCAAGAGAGUGGUGAGCCUCUGGCAGCAGAUAGGAAGAAGUGGCAGGCUGAGCUUCCUCCUGUGAUUCCUCUUUCUCAGCUCACACUGGUGGAGGAUACAGUGUUCCCAUUGGACAAUCUGACAAUUGGAGAUGUGAUCGUACUGGAGGUGGAAGAGCCCCAGAGACGACUGUGGGGAAAAGAUCCUGGUGAUUCUGUAUUAAAGGUACUUGGUGAGGCCAAACUCCAGCUUGAAACAGAAUUGCUUCAAGUCACAAUCGAGCAAGAGUGUCACGAAGAAGCAGACGAAGAGAUGGAAAAGAAGGAGGCACAAUGCAAUGAAUUAAAUAUAGUUUCUGCCACUGAGGGACAGACUAUAAUUUUACCAAAUAGAGAGGUAAUGCCACAGCCAGAAAUGUCUCCACCUGUAGAAGAAGAAUGCUGUAUCCCCAUGGCUGCCUUUGACAAAGUCGAGAUCCAGUCUAAUGAAGAUCCUGAAGAUUUGGAGAUUGAAAUACUUGAAGAAAUAAAAGGGAAGGAGGAAGCUGAUAAAGAGUGCCCAGUCCAGGUUACAAAUGUUUGGACUGAGCAGACCAAACAAGAAAGUGAGGGACAGGAGACUGUUGAAUGCGAGCAACCAAACGAAGAUGCCCAAUCAGAUACUGAAUGCUCAGACCAAGAGGAAAAAAUAGAGAAUCACUCAAAUAGAGAGUCAAGUGUACCCAAAGCUUUAUUUGAAAAAGUGCCACUCCCUCAAAGUGUAGUCACUCCAACAUUCUCUGCCCAGUCGUCCUUUGAUGAUUCCUUACCGCCUCGUUCAAGGUCAGCUUCUCCAACCAAAGGCAAGACCGCACUGCUGAUUGGACUCACUGCUGGUUUAUUUGAUGCAAACAACCCAAAGAUGCUGCGCACAUGCUCGCUGCCAGACCUCAGCAAAUUAUUCAAGACCUUUGUGGAUGUACCUGCAGUGGCUGAUGUGGAAGGGGAUGAGCAGCUGGAAAUAGAAGACAUAGAGGAUGAACCUGUUCAGGAUGCAGACCACUCUGAUUCAGAGGACACCAUGUUUGGGGAGACAGACAGAGAUUUACAGGAACUACAGGCAUCAAUGGAACAACUAUUAAGAGAGGAGCCUACAGAAGAUUACUGUGCAGAGGAAGGAACACACUUAAACCCAGAACCACCAGCCGGAAACAUAGAGGGAAAUAUGGAGUCCGUCAUUAUUAAUGGGGCAGAGGAGGAGGAGGAGGAAGACGAUGGACAUCAGCCAAAUGGUGAAAGUGUCAUUAAUGAAGAAUGGCAUUCAGAUGAUAGCUGUGAGGACUUUGCCAGUGAAUGUGAUGAUGGUGAUAGUGUUUUUGCCCAUCUGGAAGAAAUGAGGUUUAAACUGGAACAAGAGAUUGGUUUUGAAAAGUUCAUAGAAGUCUACAAUAAGAUCAAGGCCAUACAUGAAGAUGAGGAUGAAAAUAUUGAUAGUUGUUCGACAGUUGUGGAGAAUAUUCUAGGAUGUGAGCACCAGCAUUUGUAUCCCAGAAUCCUUCGCCUAGUGAUGGCAGAUGGAGCUUAUCAAGAAGAUAAUGAUGAAUAAACCCAACUCAGGAAUCUCACAUACCCUACAUGCUGCUUUAAAUAAAACGGAAUGGGGCUCCGUUGGAGACACUCGGCAGUUACUGAUUUUAUAUAUAUGACAGAAGAUGAUCUGUGUUUGAAAUCUGCAUGACUAGGGGAACUAUCCUUUAAAUAUCCUAGUAUUUGUGUUCAUUUUGGUUGCAUUAUGGAUAGUGGGUUAAUAAAAAUACUUCCUGUA